This is a messenger RNA of Elaeis guineensis (African oil palm), 3154 nucleotides long. Its product is annotated as serine/threonine protein phosphatase 2A 57 kDa regulatory subunit B' kappa isoform. Gene Ontology annotation, cellular component: protein phosphatase type 2A complex. Gene Ontology annotation, molecular function: protein phosphatase regulator activity. NCBI's taxonomy places the organism in Eukaryota, Viridiplantae, Streptophyta, Magnoliopsida, Arecales, Arecaceae. Gene Ontology annotation, biological process: signal transduction. The record is from RefSeq and is a predicted model, not a curated record.
AUUUUCCUUGGCUUUUCGGUAACUCCAGUUCCGACUUCCGAGAGGCAAAAAGGAGGGCGAAGUCGGGAAAGCGAUCCCCUCUCUCUCCUCGUUUAUCGUCCGGUCGAAAGGCCCUCGAGAGCUAAUUGGAUCUCAUGGCCGCGAGCGAAAUCGGCAGCGGUGGCACCGAUCCCCCCUAAAUGCUUCGCAAGAUCUCCGCUCUAUCCACCCUUCCCUCCCAAUUUCUCUACCGUGAUCAAGAUAUCUGAAUUCGGAUUGCCGGAGCCUCAGAUCCAAAUUCAAGGGACGCCACCUAGGGUUUUUUCUUCGGUUCCCUCUUCGGGAUCUAGUUUUUUCUUCUUGCAGCUCGACGUGAAGGUACGUAAAACUAGAAUUUCCACUCUUUGUUGUUUCGUCUAAUCAAUCUCAUCGGCAUCGCGUAAAUCUAGGGUUUCUUGAUUAUGUUCGAGUUUGAUCUUAUCAAUUCUUAGAUUUCCAGCUGCUAAUACUCUGUUUAUAGUUAAAACUUUCCUUUUUUUUAUAGUAUCUAUUUCAGCUAUCAUUUCCAAAAACCAAGGCCUGAUGUUUAUUUCCGACAAGAACAAAAUUCACGGUUUAUUUUCGACAAGAACAAGAUCCAGGGUUCUCCUUUCUCUCUUCUUUGAAUUGUUUUCAAUUAUUAAGUGUUCUCCUCCCUGUUUUGUAGGUUAGCAGUCACCUUUGUAAAGAAUUCUUAAGUAACAGGAUGUCUUGUUCCUCAAAACCCUGUCUUACGAAUUCUCUAGCCAUGUUCUUGCUUUAGGUUUUCACCACCCCAAUACUGCAACCAUGUGGAAGCAGUUCAUCAGUAAACUGCCCCGUAAAUCUUCAAAAUACGACAAUGGCUCGAAUUCCCCACCGAACAAUGCCGGCAACAAUGCUGCUGCCUGUGGGAAUCCAGUCGAACGGACUGCCAGUGGGAACGGUCUGCCUGAUGGAGCUGCUUCUCUGAAACGAUUGGCUUCAGCAGAGUUCCCAUCAAGUGUGGUUGCUGGUAUUGAGCCUCUAAUUUCAUUUAAAGAUGUUCCAAACUUGGAGAAGCAGAAUGUUUUCCUCAGCAAGUUGAACCUUUGCUGCAUUAUUUUUGACUUCUCCGAUCCAAACAAGGACUCCAUGGGGAAAGAUUUGAAACGCCAGACCUUAAUAGAGCUUGUCGACUAUGUAAGCACCGAUGCUCCUCGGUUCACUGAUCAGAUGAUUGCUUCAAGCUGUAGAAUGUUUGCCAUUAAUUUGUUUAGGGUUUUUCCUCCAAAUCAUCGAGCUAACUCGUUAGGUGGCGAGGCAGAAGAAGAACUGGUGUUUGAUCCAGCAUGGUCUCAUUUGCAGAUCGUCUAUGAUUUGCUGCUUAAAGUUAUUACAUCCUCCUCCCUCGAUGCAAAGAUUGGGAAGAAAUAUGUAGAUCAAUCAUUCGUUCUGAGUUUGCUCAACCUUUUUGAUUCUGAGGAUCCAAGAGAAAGGGAAUGCUUGAAAACAAUCUUGCACAGGAUCUAUGGGAAGUUCAUGGUUCACCGGCCCUUCAUCCGCAAAUCAGUGAGCAAUAUCUUCUACCGGUUUGUAUUUGAAACAGAGCGGCAUAAUGGGAUUGCUGAGUUACUGGAGGUUUUUGGGAGUGUAAUUAGUGGGUUUGCUUUGCCCCUGAAGGAGGAACACAAGAUCUUUUUGUGCAGGGUUCUGAUUCCUCUACAUAAACCAAAAAAAGUAGGUGUUUAUAUUCAGCAGCUGACAUACUGCAUUAGUCAGUUUGUAGAGAAAGAGCCAAAGUUGGCAAGUUCUGUGAUCAGGGGUUUGCUGAAAUACUGGCCUGUGACGAACAGUCAGAAGGAAGUGAUGUUCUUGGGUGAGUUGGAAGAGGUCCUAGAAGCAACAAAUAUGGUGGAAUUUCAGAAAUGCAUGGUUCCAUUGUUCCGGCGGAUUGGGUUUUGCCUCAAUAGCUCUCAUUUCCAGCUAUCCAUCUGUAUCCAAAGAAAGAGGUACGCAUUGCCUUUUGCUUAUUGCUGUUGGAAAAAAAAUGUUUCAGGUUGCCGAGCGGGCCCUGUUCUUGUGGAACAAUGAUCACUUGAUGAAUCUGAUUGCACAGAAUCGGCAAGUAAUUCUGCCCCUUAUUUACCCAGCUUUAGAAAGGAAUGCUCGGUGUCACUGGAACCAAUCUGUUCUGAAUGUAACCAUGAACAUAAGAAAGAUGUUCUCUGAAAUGGAUGGGGAUCUGUUUUUGGCUUGCCAAAGGAAGUUCCAAGAGGAGGAAGAGAAGCGUGUGGUACUGGAGGAGAGGCGAAGGCUUAUCUGGGAGCGUCUUGAAACUGCUGCUACAUUCCAACCGGUCACCAGAAACACAGCUGUCUUGGUAACACCUGUUACGGUUCCUCUCGUAGCUGCUACCCUCACAUAAUUGGGAGUUUUCUCCGCCUUGUUACCUCUAAUUUGCUUGGUGAGAGGCGUGGAAGCCACCAACCUCACAUAGUUGGGGUUCAUCUCCACCUCAAUACCACUAUUUUGGUUGGUAAGAAAUGUGGUUUGCUCCACCAGUGUGUUAUGGAACGCCUUUGGAUGCCUUGUUAAGCUUCCUUUAUUGAAUUAUUGCUGUUGUUAGGCCAGGGAAGCUAUGUUUUCUCAAAUUAUUUUUUGCGGCCAUUAUCUGUACCAUGUGUAUUAUUCUGCGAGAAUAUAUUACAGUGCCAAACUUGUUUCUUGUCCCCUCUUGAAGAUGAGGUUGAUUGACAGAAUCCGGUACGGGAUUCAUGUAUUGUCGGUUAUUCCUGCUACUAUUUUUUGUGCUUAGUUCGAUCAGUUGAUAGAGUGAGCUUGUCAAAUGAUUUCAUCCAGUUUCUCCUCGUUUGUGGGCUGCAAGCUAGCAGGGACACAUUCUUCUUUUUGGGAACGAAGGUGGCCAAAAUCGAGUUGAGGGCAGGGAUUGAACUCUAGUCAUUUGCAUCCAACUAUUAGCAAGUUCCUCAACGCAAGUGGUUGGCACGUGCGGGGGUGCAGAUUUAUAUAUUUUAUUAUCGCCAUAAUUCAAGCCUGUAGACUACUGUAAACAAAUCUCAGUUAUGGAUGUUAUCAUGUUAUAAAUUAAUGUAAUACAUAAAUACUAGCAUGACUGUGAGUAUGUCUUAUUUUUUGAAAUAAAAAAGGAAAAAAU